Messenger RNA from Phlebotomus papatasi, 5031 nucleotides. RefSeq names its product chaoptin. Bases 963 to 4802 code for a protein of 1279 amino acids. Lineage: Eukaryota; Metazoa; Arthropoda; Insecta; Diptera; Psychodidae. Gene Ontology annotation, cellular component: extracellular matrix. Gene Ontology annotation, molecular function: protein binding. The record is from RefSeq and is a predicted model, not a curated record. The transcript has 6 exons.
GGGAACCCCAAACGUUCUACCAACCUAAAAGUCAUUGAGUCAACGGUUGAAAAUAAAACAGUGCGUUACGUACCUGAAGAAACUACAAUAUCAUUUCCAACUUUUUUCCUACCCUCUCUUACCCUCUUCUUGCUUCCUUUAGCCCUUCAUAAGGCCUAAACAAUUUUAUGUAUAUAAAUAAUAUACCGCGGGUGCGCUAAGCUUUGGUAAUGAUGAAGAUUGCUCCAAAAAGAAUUUAAAUAAUAAAUUAGUCCCUGCGUAUUGUACGUUUGAUUAGGGCCCCUACCUGAACCUAUCAGUCCAUCCUUAAUUUUUUUUUUCGAUGCUUUUCCGAAUAAGAACCCCAUCAUCAGUGUCAACGAAAGGCAAACACAGAAUUAAUGUAAAAUAACUCAUGUGAAUUAUAAAUGAGCGUGAGGCAUUGAAAUAUUGGACAUUACAUAAAGUGUGACCAUUGGAAUCCAGGAAGGGACGUUGUCCAAAUGACCUACCCCUGCUACUUCAGGACAAAAAAAAGAACUAUACCUUGUGAAAAAUAAUAAAAAAAAAGGAUUGAGACAAAAAAUGUGGUGUAUAGCAGUAAAAAUCCACUUGAAUACCUUUGUGUAAAGUGAUGAUUUACAUUAGUGUCUCACUUAUGGAUUGGUUGGGGAGCAACUAUGUAUUUUCUUGGGGCAAAUGAAAGUGAAAAAUGACUUGGAUUCUUUGUCAUCGUUCGCUGGAUGGUUGUUUUUGAUUUGUGACACACGUGAAAAAUUACACAUAAAGGUUACAGAGUGGAAAAAUAGGUGUAAAUUGCGACAAAGUGAAUAAUGUGCAGAGUGAUGUUGAUAGAAAUCAGACAAAAUGGCAUAUCGCCCUAAGUAUCAAUCGGAUUGAGGGAAUUACCAAAGUAUCAUCGAUCACAACGUUUUUUGACUACGCCAAUUGAAUUGAAUCGGAUUUCUGCUGGAGUCACGGAAAUGGAUCGUCGCCGAGGGCCACACGUUUUCAUCAUAUCCAUAUCGAUGAUCUAUUGGCUCAAGUCAUCGGAUGCGUGGAAAUUGGACACGAGAGACAUGCAACUCUACACAAGUCAGGACAUCCUGUACUCGUGCCCCCUCAACCCCAUGUGCCAGUGCGCAAGUCUACCCAACGAGACCUCUUUAUUUCAAAUUAAUUGCAAUGAGGUUUCACUCUAUAAAUUUCCUGUCUUUCUGCACAACAGUGUCCGCCACAUUCAGAUUUCGCAGACACAUCUGCAGAACGUUGACGAGGAAACUUUUCAGGGAUUACGACUGGAGUCGCUGAAGCUUGUCAACAACGAUAUUCAUGAAAUCUUGGAAAAAAGUUUCAAUUCGAUGACACAUUCUCUAAUAACACUGGACAUGUCGGGCAAUUCAUUACACUCGCUAUGCCUAGAGGCUCUGCACAACAUCCAGACACUGACCCGCUUGGUGGCACAACGGAACCACAUUGAGGCACUAGAUGGCAAUUGGGGCAGCUUGACGGAAUCACUGCGAAGUCUACAUAUCUCGGGGAAUUCAAUAACAGAACUGUCGUCACCCUUCGAUGAAAGGAAAAUCAAUAAUGGAACUCAAUCGCCACCAAGUACCACUUUGUCCACGAGAACAUUUGCCAAAUUGCGGAAACUCGUGUGGUUAAACCUCAGUGAGAAUCGGUUAUCACACGUGGGUGGGAAUUCUCUACCAAGAUCCCUGGUCACGUGUGACUUUUCGCGAAACGUGCUCACAACAUUUCCAGUGGGAGCUUUUGAGCAUCUACAUGACAUAAAGAUAAUAUCAUUGAAAGAUAACCUACUGACCAGUAUAGACGGGAUUGAAUUUGCCAAUAAGGUACACCUCGAGAAAAUAGACUUCAGCUUCAAUGAACUGACUGGUGUCCCUAGUCAAUUAUUCAAUGGAACAAUCCGAUCUAAGGCCAUCAAUCUCGAGAACAAUUUUCUCACAAGCCUGCCAUCAGCAGCCUUCAGGGGAACGUCUGCGGUUCAUGUUGUCCUAGCAUUCAAUAGUAUCGCAUCUAUUGACUCUUGUGCUUUUGCUGGUCUCGAAAACACCCUAGAAUAUUUAGACUUGGAAAGGAACCACCUAUCGAAUGUGUUCGAGGGUCUAGAUACCCUCAAUCGAAUGCGAUAUCUCUACCUAACAGCCAAUGAAAUUAACCAUAUAGCCCAUCUACCACCUACCCUCAAAGUCCUCUCACUAAGCAGUAACAACUUCACUAGCAUCCCAGCUGAGAGCCUGCAAAAUUGCACGGACCUAUCGUACCUCAAUAUGGGCUACAAUAAGGUAUCCGACCUACCCGAAAAUGGUUUCGUGUCCUGGGGUGCUGAACUACAAACGCUACUACUGCGUAACAACAAGAUCACAAUGCUCAACUACGGUUCCUUCAAUGGACUAGAUUCAAUCAAAGAGAUUAGUUUGAGUUUCAAUGACAUUCACUAUGUCCAUCCUAGUGCUUUUGUCAACAUAUCAAAAACCCUAAAGAUACUGGAACUGUCGUUUGGAAUAUAUCGCGAGGAUAUACCGCUUGAAGCACUAAAUCCUCUUACUGAGCUUAUGUGGCUGGGACUGGACAACAACAAUCUCAAACUAAUCCCAGAUGACUCACUAAUUUCACUCAAAGAGCUCACCUUCAUCAACAUCGCCUAUAACCGCAUCACUGUCCUCCCCAGAACGAUAUUUGUUCCGGAAAUCCAUAAGAACCUAAUGGAUGUCGACGCUUCGUACAACGUCAUCGAAAGACUCUUCACAAAUACUUUUGACGAACUAAUUAUGCUGCAGUUUGUUAACUUGGCGUCGAACAAUAUUCGACAUCUGGAACGACAUUGCUUUCACAACCUACCCUUCCUCACCUACAUUGACCUAUCGUACAACAGCCUGAGAAACGUUACCGAGGCUGCUUUUGCCUUUCUGCCAAAUCUUCUAGCACUAGAUCUUAUGUUUAACAGUCUCUCAUCAUUUUCAUUGAAAGCAUUUAGACAUGUAUCCAACUCCAGUACUCCUAUGCGUCUGAACAUAAGUCACAACGAAGUUGCGGUUUUUGAAGGAGAAUUGAGUUCCUACCUCUACGUACACACCCUAGAUGCAAGUCACAAUUUUCUCACAGAUCCAGGGGUCUUUCACAAUCUAGGGCAGAGUCUGCGGAAACUCUAUCUUCAAAGCAAUAAUAUAUCAUCCCUUACUAACCAUGCCUUUGGAGACUUAGAGGUUCUAGACUGCUUAAAUUUGUCCAACAAUAACAUAAGUUCCCUACGCCGGAGGAGUUUUCAGGGUCUUAUGAAUCUUCAAGAGUUAGAUCUCAGUGAUAAUCGCAUUGAACAGUUGCAAUUUGAGCAGUUCGGCUUCUUGAAGAAACUGAGAGUGCUCAAUCUGAAAGGAAAUCGUCUAAAGUCCCUGCCUAGGGAUGCCUUCGUUAAUACGAGGAUUGAGUUUCUAGAUAUGUCAGGAAAUUUCCUCGGCCUCUGGCCGGCAAAUACAUUCUCAGACAUCGGUUUUACCCUGCGGUCUAUAAGACUGGAUGGUAAUCAGGUUGAGUACCUAGAUGCAACUAUGUUUAGCAAUACGAAUUUCUUACUAGAAUUGCGACUAGCGCACAAUCGCAUAACUGUACUGCCCGAUAACACCUUCAGUCACUUACCAAAUCUCACAACGCUUGACAUAAGCUUCAACCCAUUGGUUUCGACCAAUUUUAAAGAACUACUGUUGCAUCUACCAAGCCUUAGGAGAUUGAAUCUUCGUUCAACUGGGCUGUAUACUUUGCCGCCCAUGGUGGCACAAUCCAGACUCACAGAACUGGAUAUUAGUCAGAAUCAUAUCCAAGACAUGUCAUCAUUGAGGGAUGCUCCUCGGUUACGGGUCCUACAUGUGGCCUAUAACAAAAUCGUCAAUCUGACACAUUUGGUGAGAUACAUUCCACAGAGACUGAGGGUCCUGGAUUUGUCCGGUAACCCAAUCCGGAAGGUGUCUUCGAACGACUUUGCCCAGAUAUGCUUCCUGGAUGACCUUUCAAUUGAGGGAGUCAAACUUCCUGCUGAUGCUUUUGUUCAACUACGAAAUCUACGAGUUCUCCAUGUAACAUCCCAGUACCAUCUUGGAGAGAUUAUUUCCCGAACAAGGACCAUUCGGGAGCUUCAUGUUACGGUUCUGGAGGAACAUAUCCAUGAACGUUUGUUUGAGAAAGCUAUAAAUGCUACAAAGAUAAAUCUUCUGGACAUCAGAGGUCCACGUGCCAAGACAAUCUCCCCAAAUGCCUUCAAUGGCUUUGCUCGCAGUCAAGACUUGACGAUUCGACUGCGAAAUACCCUUAUCAACGAUCUGCCCCCGGGGCUGUUUUAUGCUCUAAAACACGUACCCCGCCUCAAAAUCGACAUAUCAGACAAUCUUCUGGCUACCCUGUCGCCAGAUACCUUCUAUCCUAAUGCUAGUGCUUGGGAUGCUGUUGGAACGAGAAGCAUCAUUGGCGGAUUAGAUGUUUCCGGCAAUCCCCUGCAAUGUGACUGUGGACUCGUGUGGCUUGGUCACUGGCUCCGGAGGUGGCUAAGAGAAACCGUCCAAAUUCAUCUGGUGACGAAGGAUGAACAACAAAUUAUGUCAAGGCAAGCAAGAGGUAACACUUGCCUGGAUCCGAUAAGUGGUAAGAAAUUGACUUUCCUGGAGAUCUUCCCUGAGGACUUACUGUGUCAUGCCAGUGCACUCAGUAGCUUCGCACAUCGAUUCGCUGGUCGAGAAUCACAGAGACAUUUAUUUGGUCCGCACACCAUUCCAGCCCUUCUGCUCAUCAUCUAUUUUUUAAUACUGUAGAAGAGACAAAUCCAGGAAGGGUAAGGCGGAUGCCCACGGAGGAAAUUUACUUAAUUAGCAAAUAUCCAAUAAUUAUACAUAUAGAACUUUUUUUUACCAUGAACACCGAGAACGAGUAAAUGUAUGUAUAUAUAGGGAAGUAAAUAUAGAAUAAAUUAAUUGGGCCAUUUUUUUAUCCACCAAAUGGCCCAAUAUUUGUAUAAAGGCAAAAACAAAAUACACACAAAAA